AUGGAGGAGCCUGUGGCAGUGACUUCACAGAAGCAUGACCCGGCGUGGAAGCACUGCCAGAUGUUCAAAAACGGUGACAAGGUUCAGCUCAAGUGCAUAUACUGUGGGAAGAUUUUCAAGGGCGGCGGCAUUCACCGGAUCAAAGAGCAUCUCGCGGGUCAGAAAGGCAAUGCCGCCACUUGCCUCCGAGUCCAACCCGACGUGCGCCUGCAAAUGCUCGAGAGCCUGAACGGGGUUGCCGUGAAAAAGCGGAAAAAACAGAAACUUGCAGAGGAAGUAUCGGUAUACGACAGUCCUGGGCCCCACGGUGCUGAAACCCCAAACAACUGCGGCCCCUUGAGCACGGAGGUCGUUUUGCUCCCCUUACCUGAAACUGCCGAGCAUGAACCGGACGUGUUCGUGAACAGAGAGGACACCAGUGGAAGAAAGAAGAAAGGGAGGGUUCGGAAAGCCCCGGAUGCUUCUUAUCCCUGUCUUCUUCCCAUGAACAACUCGAGGAAAAUAAGCAGCACUGUCAACAUGGCCGUGGGCCGGUUCUUCCAUAACGUGGGCCUUCCCCCUGAAGCCGUGAUGUCGGCCCACUUCCAGCCGAUGCUCGACGCCAUAGCCUCCCAAGGGCCCGGGGUCGUUGGCCCCACUUACCACGAUCUCCGAGGCUCGGUCUUACGGAACCUCGUCCACGAGACGAGGGGCGAGUUCGACCGAUGCGCGUCGGCCUGGAUGAGGACCGGCUGCACGGUCCUGGCGGACGAGCGGAGCUCGUCCACUGCCAGCAAGACAUUUGUCAACCUCUUUGCGUACUGUCCCGAGGGCACGGUUUUCCUCCGAUCGGCCGAUGUGUCCCACGCGCCCGACUCUUCCGACCUCAUAUUCGAGCUGCUGAGGUCAGCGGUAGAGGAAGUUGGCUCGAGAAACGUUCUCCAGGUGGUGACGGGCUCCGAGGAGAAGUAUAUUCUCGCUGGAAAAAGGCUGGCUGAGGUCUACCCGACCCUCUUCUGGGCCCCAUGCGCUGGCAGGUGCAUCGAUCAGAUGCUCAAUGAUAUGUCACAAAUCCCCUCUGUGGCUGCAGUGCUCGAGCAGGCCAAAUCGGUCUCCAAAUACGUGUAUUCGAGUGGGCCUGUCUUGAACAUGAUGAGGCGGUACACGUUCGGGGUUGACCUCGUUGACUUGGGCCCGACCCGCCCGUCUACAGAUUUCAUGACGUUGAGGAGAAUGGUGGGGAUUCGGAACCACCUGCAGUCAAUGGUCACGUCCGAGGAAUGGAUGGAGAGUCCUUACUCGAAAAGUCCAGGCGGGUUUUCGGUUUUGGAUACAGUCAGCAGCCAGUCGUUCUGGUCAGCAUGCUCGUCAAUAACUCGUAUAGUGGAGCCAAUUUUACGUCUUUUGAGGAUAGUGAACAGCGGGAAUUGGCCGGCCAUGGGGUAUGUGUAUGCAGGGGAUGCUCAUCUUCGCAUUCGGUCAUUGGUGUAUGAUUGCAUAGAGAAAUUGGUUCCUGAUCCGACGGUCCAGGAUAAGAUUAUGAAGGAAACAGCAGCUUACCAUGGAGGUGCGGGAGACUUUGGUCGAAAGAUGGCUAUCAGAGCUAGAGACACUUUGCUUCCCUCUGAGUGGUGGCUAACUUAUGGUGGAGGAUGCCCUAAUUUGGCUCGAUUAGCUAUCCGCAUUCUCAGUCAAACUUGCUGCUUGAUCCAUCAUAAGACUGAUAAAAUUCCUCUCGAUCAAAUGCACGAGACGAAAAAUUGUUUGGAACAUCAGAGGCUCAGUGACCUCGUCUUUGUCCAGUACAACAUGUCCAUGAAGCAAAUUGUUACUGGCAACAAACUACCCAAAGCCGUUGAUCCUAUUUCUUAUGAACACAUUAACUUGGUUGAGGAUUGGGUUGUGGAUAAUAAAGACUUAUGCUCAGAGGGCUCUGAAAAUACAGAAUGGAUGGCCGUCGAUCCACCUUUGGGUAAUGUUAUGUCCCUUGGCCCACAAACUGAUGAUGUUGAGGCUCUCGGUGCAGGAUUUGAUGAUUAUGAAAUUUUUGACCGGGUGAAAGAUGGUGAAGAAAACGGAGAAGACAAAAUCGACGACCAAAUAGGUUCGCCGGCGAAAUUUCCCUUGAUAAAGGCAGAGGAAGAAGAUGUGGAUAGAGGCUAA
Molecule: messenger RNA, 2142 nt
Organism: Striga hermonthica
Lineage: Eukaryota; Viridiplantae; Streptophyta; Magnoliopsida; Lamiales; Orobanchaceae
Source: the annotation of a GenBank genome assembly